AUGUUGAAAUUUGCUCAAAAUGGUGAUUUAUCAAGUUUGAAAAACUCUAUCGAAUGUGGUGCAGAUAUAAAUUAUCAAGAUAAAUUUGGUUGGACAGCUUUGAUGUGUGCGUCAGUUGAAAGUCAUGUGACUACAGUACGCUUCUUGUUAAAGAUCGGUGCUGAUACAAAUGUUACUAAUAAUUCUAAGCAAACCGCAAUCGAUUUGGCUCGAAAAUCCAAGCGAUCUAAAAUUGUUGAUAUUUUAGAGAAGUGGGAUCCAGAUUCUGAUUUAAAGAAAAAGUCAAAGGUGAUAAAAACCGAAACUUAUUUUUGUGAGAUUUGUGAAGUGGAAUACUCGGACAAAAUUAAGCAUGAAAGUUCCACAGCUCAUCUUUUUAAUCGGCAGCUGAAACCAUCUGCCCCUCAUUUUACCAUCCCUGAAUCUAAUAAAGGAUUCCAACUGAUGCUCAAACAUGGAUGGAACAAAACAACAGGGCUGGGUUCAAAAGGUCAAGGUCCCAAAUAUCCUGUGAAAACUGUACUCAAGAGAGAUCGGCAAGGCUUUGGUGGUGAAACAAAGCAGAAAUCGAAAGUGACUCAUUUUGAUGCUAAUGAUGCCAGUGCGGUAGAGAGAUGUAAAAAGAACAGCGAAAGGCGUGUUUCUGUACGGACUCUGUCAAGACGUGAAGCUCGAUAUCGAGAAAAGAAAGAUAAGAAUUGGGAACGUGAAAUGAGACGAUAUUUUAAUUCAGAUUAA
Lottia gigantea (owl limpet) is the source of this 738-nucleotide messenger RNA. RefSeq lists its product as hypothetical. Lineage: Eukaryota; Metazoa; Mollusca; Gastropoda; Lottiidae. The transcript has a single exon. The record is from RefSeq and is a predicted model, not a curated record. Gene Ontology annotation, molecular function: protein binding; nucleic acid binding. Bases 1 to 738 code for a protein of 245 amino acids.